AAACGCCCAAGCGCCGUGAGAGGAGAUACCAGUGUAUGAUAUCGAGAUGUCGACAGUUGAGGCUGGAAGCGUAUCGACAAAUGGAGCAAAUGGCGCGGAUGGUGCGAAUGGCACGACGCGGCUUGGCAGCGGAAGCAAGAAGCAACUCAUCCUCAACGCCUUCGCCAUGAACACGCCUGGCCACCUCUCUCCAGGGCUCUGGCGACACCCCCGAAACAAAACAUACAAUUAUAAGAAACUGGACUUCUGGACGGACCUCGCAAAACUCCUUGAUGACGCUGGCUUCCAUGCCCUGUUCCUUGCCGAUGUCCUCGGGGCCUAUGAUGUCUACAAAGGUCCAGCCAAUGCAGGCCCAGCCCUGGAAUCUGGCGCCCAGUUUCCUGUCAACGACCCGCUGUAUCUGGUACCCGCCCUGGCUGCUGUGACAAAGAACCUCGCAUUUGGUAUCACAGCCAGCACGACUUAUGAACAACCAUACUCUCUAGCGAGGCGGUUUUCGACGGUGGAUCAUCUGAGCAACGGGCGCGUGGCUUGGAACAUCGUGACCUCUUACCUCGACAGUGCAGCUCGAAAUUUCGGUCUCUCCCAACAGGUUGAACACGAUGCGCGCUACGAAAUAGCAGAGGAGUACAUGGAAGUCUUGUACAAGCUGUGGGAGGGAAGCUGGCGUGGGGAUGCCGUUGUGGCGGAUAUGGAGAGUGGUGUCUAUGCCCUGGGCGACCGCGUUCGACAGAUCAACCAUCAGGGCAAGCAUUUCAACAUCCCAGGCCCUCACAUUUGCGAGCCCUCUCCCCAGCGCACACCCUUCCUUUUCCAAGCAGGGACUUCCAAAAGUGGGCGAGCAUUUGGAGCUAAACACGCAGAAGUAAUAUUUGCCGGAGCGCAACUGCCGGAAAAACUCAAACCUUCGGUUGCGGCCAUUCGUCAGUUGGCACGAGAGGCUGGUCGCGAUCCAUACCAUGUCAAGAUCAUUGCCAGCAUGUGUGUCAUCGUCGCCGAGACGGAUGAGGCUGCCAAGAAGAAACAGGAGGAGUUUCUUUCUUACGGGAAUCGAGAGGGAGCCCUCGCUCUAUUCGGCGGUUGGACUGGUGUGGACCUUUCGACUUACUCGGAGGACGAAGAUUUUCGGUUUGUCAAGAUGCCCAUGAUCAACUCGAUCAUCAACGGGUGGGCAGACACGGUUCCGGGAAGUGAGAAUCUGAAGUGGAACAAGGCACGCAUCGCAGAAUACUUGUUGUUGGGAGGGAUGAACGCCAAGAUUGUGGGCUCUGCCUCUACGGUUGCGGAUGAACUCGAACGUUGGGUGGAAGUGGCAGACGUGGAUGGGUUCAACUUGUCCCAUGUGGUGAACCCCGGCUCUUUCGAAGACAUUAUUGAGUUUUUACUGCCCGAACUUCGAGCCAGGGGUAUUUUCCGAGCCGAGCCCGAGAGGGAAGGGCACACCGCCCGCGAGCAGUUCUUUGGAACACCGUGGCUGUUGAGUGACCAUCCAGGCAGCAAGUUCAAAUGGGACGUCCACGAUGAGGUACCUCGAUAUCUGCAGACUCAGUAGGAGGGUUGUUACACUGAACGAGUUGACAUUGCAUGAGGUUUCUCCUGUUGUGCGGCUUGGAGAUAAGGGCGAACAAUAACCUGAAGUGUACUGUGUACCUCGACGUUUGCCCGCAUGUGGUUCUGACAGUGGUGGAGAAGUUUCUUUCGGCCAGCAGCAGAGUUGGCGACCACCUGUUGCAGGGGACAGGUGUUUCGUAGACUUGAC
This is a messenger RNA of Cladophialophora immunda, 1759 nucleotides long. RefSeq lists its product as uncharacterized. Lineage: Eukaryota; Fungi; Ascomycota; Eurotiomycetes; Chaetothyriales; Herpotrichiellaceae. The record is from RefSeq and is a predicted model, not a curated record. Bases 47 to 1552 code for a protein of 501 amino acids. The transcript has 2 exons. Gene Ontology annotation, molecular function: monooxygenase activity; oxidoreductase activity, acting on paired donors, with incorporation or reduction of molecular oxygen.